Suillus plorans is the source of this 1257-nucleotide messenger RNA. RefSeq lists its product as uncharacterized. NCBI's taxonomy places the organism in Eukaryota, Fungi, Basidiomycota, Agaricomycetes, Boletales, Suillaceae. The transcript is spliced from 6 exons. The record is from RefSeq and is a predicted model, not a curated record. Bases 1 to 1257 code for a protein of 418 amino acids.
AUGGCGAUACACCCUCCAACUCGCCGAUUUCCAACACCGGCAACCAACCUUCAAGGUUCAACUUCGGGUUUGGGAAGUCACACAGCCAUCUUACGGCAGACUUGGCCCAUACGAGGCCUGCUGUACCCCGAACCUUCAAUUUUGGGUUUCCAGUGCGAAAGCAAGUCACAGGCGCAGGCCCUUGUGCCAGACCCGGCGCGUCAAACAGCUCUGACGCCACCACAACCUCAAAAAUUCAACUUUGGGUUUACGGCGACCAAGGAAGGCCCAGCGGCAAUGGACCCUACAUCACCUUCCCCAACUCCAACAAAAUUCAACUUUGGCUGGACCCCAUCCCAUUCCACAGAGAAGCCGGCAGGUCCGGCAGGCCAACCACUUAACACGCCAGGCCCAGCGGCAGUCGACUCGGAGCGCACACCAUCUUCCCCAGCUCCCACAACAUUCAAUUUUGGCUGGACUCGGUCCAUUGCCACAGAGAAGCCGCCGGAUGUCCGGCGCACUCGCCGUAGCGGUUCCAACACUCCCGACAAUGGAGUGCCAGUGUUGGUAAUCCCUCUCAAGAGACCCAUGUCUCCGCCGCUGCCCUUAACUCCUCCUCAGGCACCGGCGGCCGAACAUCCAGCCAAGUUCAACUUUGGCUGGAAACAGCCACCUUCAACAACAGCGGCUGUUGCUACCCAUGUUGGGUUUGACCAUAAUAAUAAACCAUUCCAGUUCGGUUGUAAGGUCCCACCAGCAAAGGUAGGGGAAUGGACACCGGCGCCUAUUACAGCCGCCGUGCCACAAGCAGCACCGGUGCCGAUGGCAAUACCGGCGCCUAACAUAGCCGCUGUGCCAGAGGCAGCACCGGCUCCCGAGUCAGACCCUUACACGCCAAAGGCCUUGCCGAACUGGGAGGGUGGUUUCCCCGCUGCCAAACGACGGAAACUCAAUCCCGCCAGUCAAGUGACCCGCCAAGACACCAUCGGACGCCUUAUCGGCGACGCUGAGAAGGCUGCCAUUGACAUUGUGAAACGGCUCAAUGGGGAUGAAUUUGAUCGACUCGCCCAAACAAUGCUGGGUAGCCUCAUUAGGCCCGGCGAUGAUGUCCGAGAUCCCAUGCCGGCAGAUGUCUUGAACAGCAACCGCGCUGUAUUAUCGGCGUUCUAUCUUAUCACCCUUCAUCAUGCAUCUGAGCACCACAUACGCCAGCUUUCGUUUAUGGACUGUCUCGCAAAUGAGGUUGAGACAGCAGAGAGGACCGCUGGUAGUCAGUAG